UUACAACACAACAGCAACAGCAACAGGAACAUCCACAGAACAAGCCGGCUACAGCCGGCGGAUUUCAGUCUGCCAGAAUUUCUGACAUCGAUGCAAAUAUAUAGCGAAGCAAGCACUCGCCCGUAGUCACUGCCUUGUAUGCGCAAGUGAUCUAGGACGGCUUUGGUGAGUAAGAUUUGUGUUUGAGCCGGGGGCAACGAAUGUGGGUGGUGAACUCCAUGUGAUCUUUGGUGUGGCCAUUUUGGCUGCAGUUGUUUCCAUGUCGCAUGCCUCACUGGCGAAGCGUGGCAGCCGAAGGAAAGUCUCGAAUGAUUCCCUUGCUUGGUUGCAAAAUUUGAUCCAAUGCGAAGAUGGUGAGGAGAUCAGCGCAACUCAACUGUCGAACAAGUUGAUCGCCUUCUACUUUUCUGCUUCUUGGUGUCCCCCAUGUCAAUAUUUUGUGCCAAUCCUGGCCCAGGGUUACAAGCAGAUCCGAGACAUGCAUGGGAGCGAGGCUUUUGAAGUGAUUCUUGUACCACUGGAUGUUGAUGAGACAUUGUGGCAGCUACACAUGGCCAAAAUGCCAUGGCUCUCCAUACCAUUGAAGAACCGAGAAAUUAUCGUGAAACUCUUCACUGCACAUUGUAUCACAGAGGCUCCACGUUUGAUCAUCAUGGACUCAUCUGGCACGCUGGUCUCAGACAAUGCUCGCGGGGGUGACGGCUUUGGCUUUGGCUGCGACCCGUUGCAUGCCUACGACAAGCUAGUUGAGGAAUUGGUCAAAAUGCAGAGGAACCGUGAGGACUCUUCCAAAAUCGAAGAAGAACCUUCAGAAAUUGAAGAUUGAAUGAGGUGGAAUGUACAGCCUGACAUGACUAUGGUUUUGCUUGCGUAUAUACUUUGUAUCGCUUUGUAUCGCAAACGAUGCUGUAGGUCAUUUCAUGAUGUGUGAGUCAGGUAUUGGAAUCUAUCAAUCCGUAGAAGUCAUGAACAACAUGACCGACUGAUGCCGAAGGCACUGUCGAUGACUUGAGCCCUUCUAGCGCUCAGGAAAGAA
Durusdinium trenchii is the source of this 1036-nucleotide messenger RNA. Lineage: Eukaryota; Dinophyceae; Suessiales; Symbiodiniaceae. The record is from the annotation of a GenBank genome assembly.